AUGAUGCUGUCCGCAAUACAGUACGUUGGUCUCAACACGGUCGUGACUUCUCCGCUGAAUGCAGGUUCACAAAUUUCGCGUCUUCUACGACGGCCGCCUAAUGAGUGUGUAUUGCUUCUUUUACCCUUGGGUUAUGCCGCAGCGGAUGCCCUUGUUCCCGAUUUGAAGCGGAAGCCUGUGGAGCAAAUUAUCAAGUUGUAUUGA
Molecule: messenger RNA, 204 nt
Organism: Cooperia oncophora
Lineage: Eukaryota; Metazoa; Nematoda; Chromadorea; Rhabditida; Trichostrongylidae
Source: the annotation of a GenBank genome assembly